AUGGACUCGUCCAAAAGAGAUGACGAUAAUCACGACACCAAGUCCGUCACCCAAACCACACCUAUCAACGCCUCCGGUCACGUCCAGGAGCUACCUCAAAACUUCACCCUCCUCUCCCUUGCAGGCGUCGGUCUCGUCGUCGGCAAUGUCUGGCCCGCGAUUGGCGGCUCCAUCCUUGUCGCUAUCUUCAACGGCGGCCCGCCUGGUGUCUUAUACGAAUUCAUCGCCGUGUCCAUCUUUUACUGGACCGUAGCCGCCAGUGUCGCAGAACUCGCAAGUGCGAUCCCUUCAUCCGCUGGCGUAUAUCACUGGGCGUCUGUUACCCCAGGUCCACGAUGGGGACGCGUUCUAGGAUUUUACGCGGGGUGGUGGAAUUAUCUCGCUUGGUGUCUCGGAUGCGCUAGUAUGUCGAGUAUCCUUGCGAACACGCUCGUGCAGAUGUAUGCUUUGAACCAUGAUGGGUUCGUGGCUGAGUCGUGGCAUGUGUUCAUCACGUAUAUCAUCACGACCUGGCUUUCGUGUGCAGCAGUUUGUUUGUGGAAUAGUGCCAUGCCAGCUUUGAACAAAUUCGGUGUUUUCAUUAUCCUCGCUGGCUUCAUCAUCACAGUCAUCACAGUCACGGCUAUGCCUGGUACUGGAGGUCGUCCGCCGCAUGCGAGCUCGGCAUUUGUGUGGAAAGACUGGACAGCUGAUAUUGGAUAUCCGGAUGGCUUUGUCUUCGUGGCGGGUAUGCUCAAUGGCGCGUAUAGUGUUGGAUCAGUCCAUGCUACAACGCAGUUAGCUGAGGAGAUCCCCAACCCCAGCCGCAAUGUUCCCAUUGCCAUUCUGUUUCAAGUGGCGACUGGCUUUAUCACUGGACUUUGCUAUCUCAUCGCCAUCAUGUACGCCAUCAACGACUACGACGCGCUUUUCGAAUCUGCGUAUCCCAUUGCCGAGAUUUAUCGUCAAGCAACUGGCUCUGCGGCUGGUGCUACGGGCUUGUUGUCAUUGGUUAUGAUUUGCAUUGCCUUGACAGUCGUCGGACUAUACAUCACUUGCGGACGAACGCUCUGGGCUCUUGCCCGUGAUGGCGCGACUCCUUUCCCGGCAGUAUUCGGCCAUGUCCAAGAAUCUCUUGACAUGCCUCUCUGGUCCACCAUCGCCACGGCGGUUUUGGUAUCUGUCCUAGGUGCCAUUUACGUAGGAAGCACAACAGCUUUCAAUGCCUUUGUGGGAACAUUUAUCCUGCUCUGCAGUUGUUCAUUCCUUUGUUGCAUCCUGCCUAACCUACUCAGCGGACGCAAGAAUAUCACAUACGGACCUUUUAGAAUGCAUGGGAUUUGGGGCUUUAUUGUCAACGGUAUUGCUUGUGCUUAUCUUCUUAUCUGGAGUGUCAUCUACUGCUUUCCUUAUUCCUUGCCCACCACACCACAGAGUAUGAAUUACACAUGCGUGAUUUGGGGAGGUUUGACAUUUUUAGUUAGUGUUUGGUGGUUUGCGAGUGCAAGGAAAGGAUACAAGGGGCCUACGACGACGGGAAGUGUUGUUUCUGGGGUAGCUGUUGGUUCAGCCUGA
Messenger RNA from Fusarium venenatum, 1554 nucleotides. Its product is annotated as amino acid/polyamine transporter I. Gene Ontology annotation, cellular component: membrane. Gene Ontology annotation, molecular function: transmembrane transporter activity. NCBI's taxonomy places the organism in Eukaryota, Fungi, Ascomycota, Sordariomycetes, Hypocreales, Nectriaceae. Gene Ontology annotation, biological process: transmembrane transport; amino acid transport. The record is from RefSeq and is a predicted model, not a curated record.